This is a messenger RNA of Aspergillus bombycis, 2319 nucleotides long. RefSeq names its product fungal specific transcription factor domain-containing protein. Bases 1 to 2319 code for a protein of 772 amino acids. Gene Ontology annotation, biological process: DNA-templated transcription. The record is from RefSeq and is a predicted model, not a curated record. Gene Ontology annotation, molecular function: DNA binding; zinc ion binding. NCBI's taxonomy places the organism in Eukaryota, Fungi, Ascomycota, Eurotiomycetes, Eurotiales, Aspergillaceae. The transcript is spliced from 4 exons.
AUGGCCAGCCAUGCACCUUCCGGGAGCGCGCUCCGCGCCUGUAAGUAUCUUGUCUCAUAUCCUCCCCUUUUCCGGACAGCAUCAGGGCGAGGCACUGGAGCUGAUCAAUUUCGCAGCUCCAAGGGCUUGAUCUUGGAAGGUAGAAGCGCGGUAUCGUACAAGCUGCAGGAAACCGACAUUCCCGUGAGCGCCCCGGAUCAACCACCACAGACACAGCAGGGCAAUGAAACACAACCCGACAGUGGCGGCAGGCUGCCGUCGGUCAAUUUGUCAGGUAGUGCCACGGCUGUAUCCAUCUCCGCCUCUACUGUCGAAUACUCUGCCUACGGAUUCCUUGAGCUUCGCUCGCUGUCUUCCCUGGACAAAUGGGAUAUUUCAUACCUAGCCUCGAAAGGAUGUUUUACGUUGCCUGGACAGUCGAUUCUCGAUGAGUUUGUGAAGAAGUACUUCUUGCAUAUCCAUAUGAGUACCCCGAUUCUAGACGAGGCAGAGUUCUGGCAGUUGUACUCCCAGCAAAGGAAUCGCGCAUCGUCACACGGUCGCAGUCUCUCUGUCUUAGUAUUACAAGCCAUGUUGUUCAGAAGCUGUCCGCUGCUACUGGACCUCAAAGCUGAAGAUCGACCAUUAGAAAGGGCACAGGGGGCAUUGUUACUCUCCUACCAAGCCUCCCCGGAUGAUCCCCAGAUUGGUAGUUUACUUCUGGCCAAUGCGAUACAGAAUGCCAUCAUUCUAGGAAAGCCCCCGAAGCCAUCAGUGAGUUUUAAAGAGUCCACCAUCAAACGUCUAUGGUGGUCAAUCCUGCUGCGCGACCGAUGGAUUUCCCUCGCUCUCCGCCGACGCAGCCAGCUUACGACGAAGGAUUUCGAUGCAGAAAAUAGUGCUUUGGAGGAGGCAGACUUCAUCGAAGAGAUUCAGGAAUCCAAGGUGUAUGACGUGCAGACCAAGCGCAUUGUUUUUAAGGUGCUGCAGCAGCAGUGCCGUCUAGCGAUUGUCCUUACUGACAUGACUUCCUUGAUCUUUUCGUCGUGUGAUAGCUCUGCAAUGGGACUACCCUCAAAGGAAUUUCCAGCAUGCAUGGGUAACGUUCUGAAGACGAGAAAUCGAUUGCGUCAAUGGGAGACGGAGUGGCGGUAUACUCUGUCGUCCACACCUUCUGAUGUGCGACAUUCAGUGACAUCCUUUAUCAAGAUGACAUAUGUCUAUUACUACACAGCUCAUAUUCAUCUGGCCCAUUACGAAGCCCUUCUCCUCGAAGCCAACUUGAUGUUUAUCGGACACUCGUAUACCAUGCAGCUCCAGGAAAUUGGUGGCUGCCUCCAAGAGGCCGUAAAGGAAUUGCACGAUGUGCUGAAAUACUUCAGUAAUACGAGGGACAUUGAAGCAAUUCCGCUUUGCAUACUGGCAUUCGUUGGAUGGCCGCUAGUCGUGGCCGCGAUUGAUGCUGGCCUCGCACCUAACGACGCCGAGGCCGUGCAACGGCAGCGAGAGCUAAACGUUCUGGGGAGCAUUUACCACGCCCUCGUCGAACUCUAUGAUGUAACAAAGUUUGUUGCGGUGGGUACAAAGGAGAUCCUCCACCUCGUAACUAAGAUGGCAGAAGAGCUGGGCAUUCGAAGACGUCAACCUGCGCGGGCAUCAGAGGUUCAGAAACCGUACCAACGAGGAGCAGCAUUUCCGAAUACGACAUGGAAGGCUCUCGAGGAGGACAAGCAUGCCUCGGGGUGGUUUGAUUUGUUUAUCCGCUAUCCCCGUAUAUACCUUCUCAUCGCAGCCUCUACAGACUACUCCCUUUCGUCCGGCCGACUACCACAUGAGAACGCUUUACCGGAGGUCCUGCGGUCAGUGGCCUCCGGAUUCUUAGGAUUUCAGCUUCCAUGGGUGACUAAGGCAUCUUUGGACGAAACUGAACAGAAGGCGCAAAAGAUGUGUGACAGGCACCGAAAAAAUAACGCAGUAGACUUCAUAGGCCCUAGAGCACAGCCGGGCCCGAGAACCGCUUCCGAGCCAGGGCGACAAAUGUACGCCUGGCAGCACGCGCCUCAGCCCUUGUCCCCACCAUAUCAAGUGGCCCGUACGGGGCAAGAUGUCACUGGUAACAGAGAUGACCCUGCCGUAGUAUUCGAAUUUCUCCAGCCAAUGCCAUCCAUUGACCCAGCAUUUUGCCUGCCGGGAAUGGAUCAGAUGGUGUAUCCCGUACCCUGGCAAGGCCCUCUAAAUGGAUCAGCGAUGUCCUUUCUGGUAGGGACAGAGAACAUGGACAUGCAGCAGCAGACUGACUUUAGAGAUAGUCACACUGUCUCAAACGCGUGGAAAAUGUGA